AUGCCCUCAGAGAGAGCUUCGAUAAUGCAAGAGACCGAGAAAGAUAAUGAACAAAUUCUUAAUCCUCCCUAAGAUGAAACUGUUGCAAUUGUUGAUGAGUAAGAGUUAAAGCAAAUAAACUAAAUGAACGAGACAGAGUAAAACUUCAACUAAACUGAGGAUAUCUAAGAUAUAAAUGCAAUUUAUCAUACUGAGAACAUCCAACCUUAAAUAAUAGAUGAUCAAGCAAUAUAUUAGUAAUUAGACGAUCAUGACAUUGUUGAAUAAGAGUACAAUGCAGGUGAAUAGGAUAACUUUUUAUUGUCUUCACCAGAAUUUAACGAGGGUAGUCCUAUGACAAUGUAAAACUAGAAGCCUAGUAAAGAUAGAAGAAUUCAUAAGGAUGGCAGAUCUGGCUACAAAGGUGGUCAACUAAGGCUCGUCUAUCAAACAAAGAAAGAGAAAUAUAUACAAGAUGGCUCUGAGAUGAUUCAAGUUUAGAGAGAGGUAAAGCAGCAAGAGGAAAAAAUAAGAGCCUUAUAAACCAGAAUAAAGGCAUUAUAAAGAUAAGAGGAGAAGUCAACAAAGAGAGUCUAAGAGGUUUAAGUCAAACUAUCAGCAAAUUAAAAUACUAAUCAGACUCUUUCUGAGAUAAAAUCCAGAACUGCGUUACAUGAUGAUAAUAAGGGCGAAGAAGCUAAAAAAAAGAAGGAAAAGGUUAGUGAAAUGAGGCUCAAAUUAGCAGAGAGCAAAGAGAAGCUGAAGAAUGAUAUUAAGCUAAUUAAUAGUCUUAAGAGACAAACAUAUAUUACGAACCAAAUCGAAUUGGACUAGAAGAUGAGGGAGAAUCAAUUGCUAUUGAGAAUGGAGAAGGAACAAAAGAUCUAGGAGAUCAAAGCCUAGAAAGAAAGAGCUGCUUAAAAGAGAAAUUAACAAGAAAUCUAAUUCCUUGGUAGAAUCUAACACCAAUAUCACAAAGAAAAGGAUUAAAAAGUUAAAUAUAAGGAAGAACAAGAAGAAUUAAUUGCUAGACUUGAAUUGGAAGAAUCAAAAUUGCUUGAGAGUAUAAAAAACACUCAAAGUUUAGAAUAGCAGUUAUAGAUUCGGGAUUUCAACAAAGCAUUUGGUGCUGAUCAAAUGUCUCAGGUUAAUUACUCACCAAAUAGCUACAACAGAAACUAGGGAAUGAAUUCAUCCCAUCUGGGCAGAAUCUUCUAGACACCUAAAACACUGAAUGAUGCUAAUAAUAUUAAAAGCUUAAGAAGUAGUGGUGUAAGUACAGGAGGUAGCAUUAUUUAACCGAGAUAAAACAUAAAGAGUGCUAAAGCUUAACACUAGUAAACUGAUCAAGAAAAGGCACCCUUUUAUCAUAGAAGGGAAUCAGCCACAAGCAAUACUAAGACUGAAGCAAAAUCAACUAGAACUACUUUAACCAAUUAACCAAAGAGAUAGUAACCCACUAUUUCACUUCAAAGCUCUCCCUAACUUAUGAUUAAUAAGCCUUAAGCUAACAGUCAGUAGAAUUUGAUCAAGCCAAGAAACAAGACCUUACUAGCUUCUAGGUCUAUUGAAGAAAAUAAAACGAUGUUUACUUAGAGAAAUAUGCAUCAAUCACCUGACUAGCAAUCCAUCAGAAAGGCAGAUACCUCAAUAACUAAAGAUAAGAAUCCACUAUAUAAAACCAAUUGUGUAACAUCACCAAAAAGAAUAUAAUAUAACAGCAAGAUGGAUUUCAGUAGUCCAACUACAACUGGAGGUGGAUCUAAACCUAUUGGUAUUUAUAAGAAGCAUACUACCUUAAAGCCAAGACAACUGAUUGAUUCCAAGACUAUGCUAAGACAAUCUGAGCAAAAUGAGUAGAAAACUGACACAGCUGAGUCUGAGGUGAUGUUCGAAAAAAGAAGACUAAACAUAGAAACAAGAAGAAGAUCUAAUGGAUCGAGUAAAGCAUCAGUGAAAACUUAGCAGAUGCUAGAUAGUAUGCAUUAGAAUGUUGGUGGAGAUGCAAAGAUGUUCUAAUCAGCAGCCAGUGCUAAGACUAUUUCAUAAAAGAAAAAUGCCAAUAAUCCACAGAUGAGAGCAGUGGCUACUACUCUCGGCCUCAGAAAGAGUAAAGAUUACAGUCAACUGCAACAAAUUAAACCAAACAGAUAACAAAUUGAAUAAAUUCAAAUCUAAGCUUAAAGAUCUUAAUCUUUAACAAAGACAAAUAGACCUCAAACAAACACCAAAAUAGCAAGAAUUAACUAAGCCAAUACAAGAUAGAAUGAGAAUCAACUAGAUCUGAGCACUAAUUAAAAUGACAGCUCAUAAGUUUAAAAUCAAGAACAGCUAUUAAUGCAUGAGCAAAGAAACUCUUCCUAAGUUAACCUAAAAUCUGGUUAAAAUACAUAGUAGCUAGAAUAAAAUGAAAAAAAAUAUAACCUUAAGAAAACUAAGUAAAAUCUGUGA
Messenger RNA from Stylonychia lemnae, 2430 nucleotides. The record is from the annotation of a GenBank genome assembly. NCBI's taxonomy places the organism in Eukaryota, Ciliophora, Spirotrichea, Sporadotrichida, Oxytrichidae.